Molecule: messenger RNA, 2018 nt
Organism: Phragmites australis (common reed)
Lineage: Eukaryota; Viridiplantae; Streptophyta; Magnoliopsida; Poales; Poaceae
Product: pentatricopeptide repeat-containing protein At5g59600-like
Exons: 2
Biological process (GO): RNA modification
Molecular function (GO): protein binding; RNA binding
Source: RefSeq, a predicted model, not a curated record
GCUGUCUGCUGACUUCAAAUUCGAAGCAGGAGUUGACAAUGCUUGUCUUAAUAGUUUUACUUUCACAAGUCUGGGUAGGAGAAUUUAGAAAUCUGGAAGACUACUUUUUACUUGUUGGAUUGGAUAGAUUUAAUCGCGGCAAUGGAUCUCUACUAGAAUCUGUCAUUACCUUCUUUUUCGAAACGUUGCUCGCUGUUGAUAACCAGAAUCUAACAAGUAGCAUUAGCGAGAAAUCAUUCGAUCGGACCCAAGCUUGUAUGCAAGCGUGGGUUAUGGAUCGAGUAGUCUUACGUCCGAGUCCAAUGGAUCCUUAGCUGCCUUCCCUGCAAGCUCAUGGAUGGCCCGAUGUAGCAGCUCGCCAGCUCGUGUCAUGUGAGCAAGCGCAACACCAACCAGCUCAUCGAUGAAGCAGCUGACAAGCGCUUCCCGGCAAGGUCGCCACGGCCGCGCCCUCCACCUCUUCUUCACCCACCUCCGCCUCCAACCCAGCGACCGCGGCAAGGUGGACAUCCACCCCGCGGCAGUCCCCACGGCCCUCCGCGCCUGCGCGCGCCUCGGCGACGCCACCUCCGGCCGCCUCAUCCACGCGCUCGUCCUCACUCGGCCGUCGCUCGCCUCCGACGCCGUCACCGCCACUGCGCUCCUCGACAUGUAUGCCAAGUGCGACCUCGUCGCCAGCGCCCGCCGGGUGUUCGACGAAAUGCGUCUAAGGGACGACCUCGUCGCCUGGAACGCGCUGCUCGCGGGCUACGCGCGCCACGGCCUCCCGGAGCGCGCGCUGGCGCUGGCCGUCAAGAUGCGGGGCCAAGGCCUGCGCCCCGACCUGGUCACCUGGAACGCCGUCGUCUCGGGUUUCGCGCUGGCCGGCGACGACCAGAUGACCGGGGACUUGGUCCGCACCAUGCAAGAGGACGGGUUCCAGCCGGACGUGGUCACCUGGACAUCGCUUGUUUCCGGGUCAGUGCUGAACUUUCAGUACGACAGGGCACGCACGUUGUUCCGGAGAAUGGUGGCCGCCGGCACCCGCGUCCUGCCAAGCUCGGUCACGAUCGCUAGCAUCCUGCCUGCGUUCGCCAAUGUCGCCGACAUGAAGCGUGGCAAGGAAGUCCAUGCCUACGCCAUCCUGACCGGAGUCGAGCAGGACCUCACAGUGAGCAGUGCUCUGGUCGACAUGUACGCGAAGUGCGGGCUUGUGCUCGAGGCGCGCCGGCUGUUCGACAAGAUGGCCGACAGAACCACGGUGACAUGGAACUCCAUGAUCUUCGGGCUGGCGAAUUCUGGUCACUGCCAAGAAGCCGUCGGUCGCUACGACAGGAUGCUUUCCGACGGAGCAACGCCAGAUCACCUGACGUUCACCGCCGUUCUGAUGGCUUGCAGCUAUGGCGGCAUGGUCGAGCUCGGGAAGGGCCUGUACCGCGCCAUGCAGGAAGAGCACGGCAUCCAGCCGAGGCUGGAGCACUACGCCUGCAUGGUCCAUUUGCUUGGUCGAGCCGGGAGGCUCACCGAGGCGUAUGAUUUCAUCAGAGCGAUGCCCCUGGAGCCCGACUGCUUCGUCUGGGGGGCGUUGCUGGGAGCCUGCCGGAGCCAUGGCAACGUCGAGCUUGCAGAGCUGGCGGCGUCGCGGUUGCUGACCAUCGAGCCGGCUAAUGCGGCGAGCUGCCUGCUGUUCUCAGGCGCGCUGGCGAGCGCAAGCAGGCAUGAUGAUGUUCGCAAGAUCAAGAAGCUGGUGAAGAGACGGCGGAUGAAGAAGCUCGAUGGUUGCAGCUGGUUAGAGGCUCCUUAGCCAAGGGCAUUAUCAGCAAUACACCAUCAGAGGCGAACAGAAUUAAUGGAUCAUGUAUAGCACAGAAUAGCAGGACCAAAUGCGCCAGCGAGCUCAGGUGAUCUACUUGUUAGUGCAGGACUUCCUGCAGAAGAGGGAGAGAGAGAAGUUUGAGGAGGAGGAGGCUGAGAGGCAGAAAGAGGAGGCGAGGAAGAAGAGGGCCAAGGCGAGGAAGAAGAGAAGAAAUUAUUGAUUU